AUGACACACUAUCUGAACGACGAGAUGACCGCUAUCAACCAGGAAUUAACGGUGAGACGGCCUGUCUAUCGACAGGAAGAGCUCGACGACUUGUGCAAAUACGCCAAGCCGAAAGGAACGCUUCUGAAGAAAAUCUCAGCGAGAUGUAAGGAAAUAAGACCUAUGAGGAUCGCGAGGAAUUGCCUGCCACUGAUCGACUGGAUAUCGACGUAUAAUUGGAAAAAAAAUGUAACGGGUGACCUCGUUGCUGGAAUCACCGUGGCGGUGAUGCACAUUCCGCAAGGAAUGGCAUACGCAAUACUGGGGAACGUGCCACCCAUAGUGGGUAUAUACAUGGCUUUCUUUCCCGUGUUAGUUUACUUUUUCCUUGGUACAUCGAGGCACAAUUCAAUGGGUACGUUCGCCCUGGUGUGCAUGAUGACGGGAAAGGUGGUCGCGACUUAUAGCACGCAGGAGCAAUUGGCCAAGAACGGGACGACGAGCGGCGAACCUGGGAUCGCGAUGGUUGAUCGAUACACCCCCGUACAAGUUGCCACCGUAGUCACGUUCACCGUCGCUCUCGUUCAGUUAACGAUGUAUUUGUUGCGGCUGGGAAUGAUCGUGUCGCUUCUGGCGGACAGUCUCAUCAGCGGGUUCAUCACUGGCUCGGCUAUCCACGUGUUCACGUCGCAAGUAAAGGACAUUUUAGGUUUAAGGAAUUUGCCUGAUCGCAGGGGACCGUUCAAAUUAAUUCAGAUUUACGUAGACGUGGUCAACAACUUGGAAUCGUUCAACGGCGUCGCUCUUCUGCUCUCUUCGGUCACUAUUCUGAUUCUCGUUGUCAACAACGCUUUGAAAUCAAGGAUCGAGAAGUUGAUUCCGUUUCCAAUUCCCAUAGAAAUGAUAGCAAUCGUUAUCGGUACGAUACUUUCCGUGUACCUGAAUCUCGCGGAUGUUCACGGAAUCGCGGUGGUCGGCGACAUCCCAGUCGGUUUACCGGCUCCGUCCUUGCCCCCUUUGUCACUGGUGCCGAACGUUCUACUGGACAGCCUCGUGAUCACCAUGGUGUCCUACGCCGUAUCCAUGUCCAUGGCACUGAUCUUCGCACGGAAGCUCGACUACGAGAUCGACUCCAAUCAGGAACUCAUGGCACAGGGCAUUGGAAAUCUAGUCGGAUCCUUCUUCUCUUGCAUGCCGUUCACAGCUUCGCUCUCUAGAUCCUUGAUCCAGCAGACCGUCGGCGGAAAAACCCAACUGGCCAGUUUGAUAUCUUGCGGACUUCUGGUCAGUGUUUUACUCUGGAUAGGACCGUACUUCGAGCCAUUACCACGGUGCGUUCUAGCUAGCAUCAUUGUAGUGGCUUUGCAAGGGAUGCUGAAGAAAAUAACGGAGUUCCACAGAUUUUGGAAGCUGGACAAAUCGGACGGAGUCAUUUGGGCGGUGACUUUCCUCUCUGUAAUCCUUCUGGACGUGGAAUACGGUCUUUUAAUCGGGAUCCUGUUCUGUAUCGGCAAACUCGUCCUCUUCGCCGUUCGCCCUUACACUUGUUCCCUCGCUCUAGUACCUGGGACCGAGCUCUAUCUGGAUACCGAUAGAUACAAAGGCACGAUCGAUCAACCGGCUAUCAAGAUCUUUCACUAUUCGGGAAGCUUGAACUUUGCCUGUCGACAACGCUUCCGCGACGAUGUCUACAAAGUAGCCGGUCUGGUACCGAGAAAGCGGUCGAAUGGAAACUUUAAACACGACGAACUCGAGGAGAUUAAGAAGUUGAGGGUACUGAUAUUGGACUUUAGCGCGUUAAGUCACAUAGAUCUGGCGGGUGCUACCGCUUUAGGAAACUUGAUCAACGAGUACUGCGAAAUUGAUAUUUCGGUGUAUAUUUCUGGGUGUUCCGGACCCGUCCACGAGAUGAUGAGGAAGUGCAACUUAUUGGAAUAUAAAGCUAAUUUAUUCGCGGUCUUCCCUACCGUAGCAGACGCGGUUCAUUUCGCGAAAUGCAUCCCGGAACCAUCGGAUGUAACGGUCUGGAACUCAUCUACGCUCGAGAAUGCCGCGAGGCUGUGAUCACUACCUACUUUCUUUACUCUUUUAACUUUGCUCUCUGCGAGCGGAAAAAGACUUUUGGAGAUCAAAGAAAGGACAUCGCAAUGACCAAAUAUAUUCGUAAUACAGAAAACUAAACAGUCAUAUGGUUAUUCUUUUCCAAUCAUGUAUUCCCCCCUCGUAUUCACUACCACUCGAACUUUGAAACUCGAGAAUAUUU
Molecule: messenger RNA, 2242 nt
Organism: Ceratina calcarata
Lineage: Eukaryota; Metazoa; Arthropoda; Insecta; Hymenoptera; Apidae
Product: solute carrier family 26 member 6
Exons: 14
Coding region: 1-2043 (680 amino acids)
Biological process (GO): transmembrane transport
Cellular component (GO): membrane
Source: RefSeq, a predicted model, not a curated record